AUGGCGACAAACAUCGGAAUGAUGGAUUCGGCUUACUUCGUCGGCCGAUCUGAGAUCUUAUCCUGGAUCAAUCAAACUCUCCAUCUCAAUCUCUCCAAAGUUGAAGAGGCAUGUUCUGGUGUUGUUCCCUGUCAGAUGAUGGAUAUUGCUCAUCCUGGUAUGGUGCCUAUGCAUAAGGUCAACUUCGAUGCGAAGACUGAAUAUGAUAUGAUUCAGAAUUACAAGGUUCUUCAGGAUGUUUUCAACAAACUCAAAAUCACUAAGCACGUUGAGGUGAACAAGCUGGUGAAAGGAAGGCCACUGGAUAAUCUUGAAUUCAUGCAAUGGAUGAAACGCUAUUGUGAUUCCGUCAGUGGAGGCAGUAAUCAAAAUUACAAUCCUGAAGAGCGAAGAGAAGCUUGCAAAGGUGGGAAAGUUGUGAGCAGAAAAGCCGCACCAUUACAACCUAUUCGGGGUUCUACUGCUGCACCUAAACCCCAUAAUUCUCGAAGAGCUGAUGCGCCAUCCUCUGCUAAAUCAACCCCUAUGGUCUCUUCUGUCAAGAACACAAAACCCUCUCCAACUUUAGACACAUCUGAAUAUGAUCAACAGAUCACUGAACUAAAACUAGCAUUGGAUAGCCUCGAGAAAGAAAGAGAUUUCUACUUUGCAAAGCUGAGAGACAUUGAAAUCAUGUGCCAAUCUUUCAAUAUCUCAAAUUUGCCUAUUAUUGAUGUUGUAAAGAGGAUCCUGUAUGCUGCUGAAGAUGAUGCAUCAACUGUUGAAGAAGCUCAAGCCAUGGUUCUUAACCAUGACAACAACGAAGUGUGUUUGAGUCCAGUGAUUGAAUCUGUAGAAGACCAGUCAAAUUCCGAUUCACAGAAGAGGAAGGCUAUCAUCAACACAGAAGUUGAUGCAGCUGCAAAUGUUGCAUUGUCUCCUAGGAUACAGGUUUUAGAUGCUUCUGACGUCCAUUCCAGUGGGUCACCUCUCACGACCUAUUGA
This is a messenger RNA of Erigeron canadensis, 984 nucleotides long. RefSeq names its product microtubule-associated protein RP/EB family member 1C-like. Gene Ontology annotation, molecular function: microtubule plus-end binding. NCBI's taxonomy places the organism in Eukaryota, Viridiplantae, Streptophyta, Magnoliopsida, Asterales, Asteraceae. Bases 1 to 984 code for a protein of 327 amino acids. The transcript is spliced from 6 exons. Gene Ontology annotation, cellular component: microtubule plus-end; spindle midzone; microtubule organizing center. The record is from RefSeq and is a predicted model, not a curated record. Gene Ontology annotation, biological process: regulation of microtubule polymerization or depolymerization; thigmotropism; spindle assembly.